AUGGAACCCAGAUUUUGCGCACAGUGGCAGUCUCUCCAGAAGAGAUCACGCCUUUUCGCAAAGCUCGACUGGGAGCUUCGAUUUCGUAUAUACUGCGAGCUAUUUGGUCGCUCCCGAGUUCACGUUGCUCUCUUUGAGUCCAAGGACUCGAACAAAUAUCUCUAUCAUCCUAAGCCAACGGGUUGCUGGCGCUACCGCAGAUGCGAUGAGGGUUCAUCUCCUAGAGUACCCGAUGAGUCUCUCUUCCUGCCAAACUCUGGGCAAUGUCUGGAAGGGAUGAAUAUUAUCUAUACAUGCCAACGAGUGUACAACGAGGCUCUCCCGAUCCUGCUCUCAAAUACACUGGUUCUCCACGAUCCAAAGCAAUUCCGUCUUUACGUGCAUCACUGUCCCUUCAGUGAAAACGUUAAAGAAACCAGAUCAUUCGAGAUCUAUUGCUCCUUUCAGUUGAGUGAGCCAAGAGGGGUCCCUCAGCUCGAAUGGCUCACUGAUAUCUUUCCUGGACCUCUUUAUAGCGAUCAAUUUACACCCAGACGCGAGAUAACUCUCCAUCUCUAUGGUGUUCAGGGAAAGGGUGCCAACACUGAGUAUCGUUGCACACCUGAGGCUAAAGAGAGAUUCUUGAGAUCGCUCCGGCGGUUUAUGUUCCGGUCUACCGUGGGAGGCCAUAUCUUCUUGCCGGGAAAAUCAAAGGAGUCAGCGCGCGAGAUGGCCUUGAUGUGCUUUCAGGAGAAACGCUUCACUUUCCACUCGGAAGAUAUCAGGCAUGGCCAGGAUUUGCGGCAAUUGUGA
Fusarium redolens is the source of this 792-nucleotide messenger RNA. RefSeq lists its product as uncharacterized. The transcript is spliced from 2 exons. The record is from RefSeq and is a predicted model, not a curated record. NCBI's taxonomy places the organism in Eukaryota, Fungi, Ascomycota, Sordariomycetes, Hypocreales, Nectriaceae. The coding region runs from base 1 to 792 and encodes 263 amino acids.